Messenger RNA from Iphiclides podalirius (scarce swallowtail), 345 nucleotides. NCBI's taxonomy places the organism in Eukaryota, Metazoa, Arthropoda, Insecta, Lepidoptera, Papilionidae. The record is from the annotation of a GenBank genome assembly.
AUGUAUCGGAAACCGCGACUCUUUUUUUCCUAUCCCCCCUCCCCCCUCUGCCCCUCCCCGCACACCACCCCUAUCUCGGCGAGUUCAAUUCCCGCGCGCGGGCCGCAAUUAGCGCGGCCGAUCCGCCGCACGAGUGAGGCGCACGCGACCGCGCGAAAUUACAAUCGCAGGCGCUCCGUGGGCGUCUCCACGAUAGCCAGAGCGGCGUUCCUCAGCAUCACGUACACCGCGAAGAACACACGCGGCCGGCGAAAACUAAAAAAAAGGUGCGCAAAAGGCGAGGACGCCCGCGGCGAACGUAGAAUUUUAAUUGCAUUCCCGCGUCGCCACCGCAGAGCGCGUCGC